AUGAAAAAAGAUCAAAAAUAUAUUUUAAUUGCAGCACAGAGGGGGCUUUGCAUAAGAAAGGAUGAAAAUGGAAAUUCGCCACUUCACAGGGCCUGUCAGAAUGGUAAUUUAAAACUUGUUCAAUCACUUGUUCAGAUUGGAAUCAAUCCUAAUGUUAGAAAUAAUAAUGAUGAUGUACCUCUUAAAAUAGCAUCUGAAUGUGGUCAUCUUGAAAUUGUACAAUAUCUUAUUACAAUGGGAGCUAACAAAGAUUCAUCAGACAAAUAUGGACGCAAUCCACUAAUUGCAGCAUCUAUAAAUGGUCAUCUUGAAAUUGUUAAAUACCUCAUUUCGAUAGGUGCUAACAAAGAUGCACAAGACAAAAAUGGAUGCACUCCACUAAUUGCAGCAUCUGAAUUUGAUAAGAUCGAUAUUGUAAAAUAUCUCAUUUCGAUUGGUGCUAACAAAGAUUUGUCAGACAAAAAUGGAUACACUCCACUAACUAUUGCAUCUGCUAAUAGUCAUCUUGAAAUUGUUAAAUAUCUCAUUUCAAUUGGAACUAACAAAGAUGCAAAAAAUGCAAAUGGGGCAACAGCUCUACUCUGUGCAAUUGAUUAUAAUAAUCUUGAAAUUGCAAAAUAUUUAAUAUCAAAGGGAGCAAAUAAAGAAGUUAGAGAUAUUGAAGGUAGAACACUUCUUAUUUAUGCUUCAAUUAAAAAUUACUAUAAAAUAGUUGAAUAUCUAAUUUCCAUUGGAGUCAAUAUCGAUGAAAUGGCUGACAAUUCCGAUACUCCACUAUUGUGUGCAUCACAAAUAGGUGGAACAGAAUCAGUUAACAUACUUCUCGCUGCUGGUGCAAAUAAAGAAGCAAAAGACAUUGGUGGAAAUACACCACUUCUUAAAGCCUCAUCGAACGGCCAUCUUGAAGUUGUUAAACUCCUUGUUUCUGCUGGAGCAAACAAAGAUGCUCGACAAUCCCUCGGUUAUAAUGCCCGAGAUUUGGCUGAAAUGAAUGAUCACAGGGAUAUUGUUGAAUUUCUUGAUUGA
Molecule: messenger RNA, 1026 nt
Organism: Trichomonas vaginalis G3
Lineage: Eukaryota; Parabasalia; Trichomonadida; Trichomonadidae
Product: ankyrin repeat, PH and SEC7 domain containing protein SECG-related family
Exons: 1
Coding region: 1-1026 (341 amino acids)
Molecular function (GO): protein binding
Source: RefSeq, a predicted model, not a curated record